This is a messenger RNA of Phyllopteryx taeniolatus (common seadragon), 3322 nucleotides long. It is a transcript of the gene ankrd13a, whose product is annotated as ankyrin repeat domain 13A. The transcript is spliced from 15 exons. Gene Ontology annotation, cellular component: cytoplasm. Gene Ontology annotation, molecular function: protein binding. Lineage: Eukaryota; Metazoa; Chordata; Actinopteri; Syngnathiformes; Syngnathidae. Bases 224 to 2029 code for a protein of 601 amino acids. The record is from RefSeq and is a predicted model, not a curated record.
UUAUGGACUCUUCCUGUCACUUCCUUGUUGGAACUUUUGUUUUGGGGAAAGCUUGGGCUUAAGUUUUGUGAGACUGCGACUACUCCGAUUUAUUCUUCGAGAAAUGUCAACGCCAUGACCGACAAUAAUUGUACAAGUUGGCUCGGGGAAGGCACAGCUAUCACCGCGGUCGUGUCGAGAAGAAGCUCGCUAACGUUGCUGUAAGGCUCCACAUCGGGAGAAGAUGUCCUCAGCUAAUGUUAGCGAAGACAUCCGAAUGGAGUUCCCGCUGCACUCUUCAGUUUGGGAAAAUAAUUACAGGAAGCUGGAGCAGCAAAUUAUACUGCCACAGAAUGACAUUGAGACUGUGGAUCCCAGAGGCCGGACACCUCUGCACCUGGCUGUGUCGCUCGGACACAUGGAGUCGGUUAGGGUUCUCCUGAGACACGGAGCUCAAGUUACUAAAGAAAAUGCCAAUCAUUGGACAGUGCUGCAGGAAGCCGUCAGCACGGGAGAUCCAGAGAUGGUUCAGUUAGUUCUUCAGCGGAGAGACUACCUCAAAGCAUCUACUGCUUUGGAAGGAGUACCUGAGCUUUUGUCAAAGAUCCGAAAGUCUCCAGACUUCUAUAUGGAAAUGAAGUGGGAAUUCACCAGCUGGAUCCCUCUUGUGUCCCGGGUUUGCCCAAGUGAUGUGUGUCGCAUUUGGAAAAGUGGAGCAAGCCUUCGCGUGGAUGCCACUCUUCUAGGCUUUGAGAACAUGACUUGGAUCAGAGGGCGAAGGAGCUACAUUUUUAGAGGAGAUGAUUCAAGUGCAGAGUUGAUGGAGGUGAACCACGAUGAGCAAGUGGUGGACACAGAGCGUUUCAUAAUAUCGCAAGAGAUGGAGGAUGUCACACUGGAGUCAAUGCAGCCAGCAGAACAGGAAGUGGCCAAAAGGUUGACCACUCCAAUCGUCAACACCUACCUGGACACCAAGGACAUUGCUUUUGAGAGGAACAAGUCUGGGAUUUGGGGCUGGAGGACUGACAAAACUGAAGUCGUCAACGGAUUUGAAACAAAGGUUUUCAGUGUGAACAAUGUGAAUGUGGUCAUCAGGACAAGGACUGAACAUCUUACAAAUGAGGAGAAAGCCAAGAUAAAAGGUGAAAGGAACAUCCUGGAGUCUCUGCUUGGGACCGUUGAACAGCACAUUAGUGCACAAGGGGACCUGACACUCGAAUACGCAACUGCCACAAAUCCCACAGCCAUCAUUCCAGAGGAAUAUUUCAAUCCCAAUUUCGAUUUGGUCAACAGAGACAUCGGCCGACCGAUUGAGCUGAGCGUCCGAACGCAGAGGUUUAAAGGUACAUUGUGGAUGAGUGAAGAUCAUCCUCUGUCCCUGGUGGAGCAGGUGACCCCUAUCAUUGACCUCAUGGCUCGGACCAGCUCGCAUUUUGCACGGCUACGGGACUUUGUCACGCUGAAAUUCCCCCCUGGAUUUCCUAUCAAAAUUGAGAUUCCUCUAUUUCAUGUGCUGAAUGCCAGGAUUACUUUUGGUAACGUUAAUAAAUGUAGCACUGAAGAGGAAGCCAACAUAACACCGGCAGCCACGCCGUCGUCGUCAGGAGACGACGAAGAGGCCACAAUACCUCCGACGUUCCGGGUGUGCCCAUCUGUGUUUGCGAUACCUGACAACUACCGCCGCCGAGGGGGCGGCCGUCACGUGCCUGCCUCCACUCGUGACGAGGAGUUUUUGCAGUACGCGAUCCAUCAAAGUCUCCUGGAUUCCCACAUCGUCCCAGACCAGGAGGGGAUUGAGGACGACGCACACAGCGAACACACCGACGUCACGGUCAACAGCCAGAGUGACAGGAGUAUCCCGGAGGGCGGGCUCGUGGAUUACGGCGACACGUCCAGCCCCACCAGCACCUUCUCUGCCUCGAGCCACGACUCGGAGCUCCACUUGGCCCUGGAGCUCUCCGCGCGAGCUCAGGAGCGAGAGGAGCAGCUUCGGAAGCGGGAGGAAGAGGAGCUGGAGCGGAUUUUGCAGCUGUCGCUCACUGACAAGUAGAAGGAUGAAGAGGGAAUCGAAAGCGGCCGCCUCACCUCAAUUUACACUUCCUGUCUUCUAUGCAACAGCAGAUUUGACCUUUAGCAGCCUUGUGUUGCGCAGGCCAAGCUCGAUAUCUUAACUUUUUAAAGGGUGUUUUGUUUAGUUUUUGGGGUAAGAGGGUACACGUUAUUCCGUGUACACAUGCUGAGUCUCACGUCUUCCAGCUUGAUCAAUAGGCUCUGAGGUAUUGUGGGCUUUUAGUACCUUUUAACGGCAACCCUGUCAUAUCUCAAUCUUAAGGCAGCUCAGAAGAAUGUUAUCAAAAAAUGACUACUUCAGGUGACUCCACAUAAGUUGGCACUCCCAUUUAACUGUUAAGUGCCAGAGCAGAGUUUUAUUUUCUUGGCAUGGCUCUAAUCCUAAAUCCUUGAUAGUUUGGGGAAUAAAAACAUUCCCACGGCGUCACUUUACUGAGGACCAUGAAGGGUUUAAUGCUACGAGGCAUUUCCGUUGAAUAGCGGAAAUCUCAGGAUCAAGUUCUACAAACGCUCUCUGUGUGGAAGUAAGUUUGAAACUACCGGUAGUUUGACGGAUAUCGCUGCCAUACUACGAAGUCACAAAGUACACGCAGGUUUCUUGUACUUUUCAGUUGGCCAGGAAGAAAAUGCUGUAAGAAGGCACAUUUCUGCAGCAACUGUAUAUAUUGUUUUGUUUGCUUUAAGUGGAAUUUGUAUGAUUUUUUUUUUUGGUUUGUUUCGCUGCCGGAGCAAAUACCGGCACGAAGCCUCGGAAAAUGAAAACAGCAGUCUGUGCAGGGGUGCAGUCCUGCGCAAGGCGUCUGUUGACAUGCCUAAAGGCAGUGGGCCUUGAUUGGGCCUUCUCUAGCCACAAACAACUGCAAACCUCUUUUGAGUUGUGCGCAGGCACGUCGGCAACUUUGUUGUUUCAGCGCGUGCCGGCAGACUCGUUCGUCUGUUACUUCAUGGAAAGUUGAGCUUGUGCCGCCCCUCCGACUUUUGGAAGUUUUGAACUCUCAGAUGGGAAGCGAGUUGCGUGCACCGUGAUGUUGAAGAACCACUGUACUUGGUUUGUUUUCCGCGUGACCGACCACUAACUUGAGCGGUGUCUGGAAAUCUCACCUUUCGCGGGAUGUGAUGAAAAAAGAUAUUUUGCCAACGUUUGAAAAAACAAUAAUAAUAAUAAUAAUAAUAAUAAAAAGACCAACUUUGAUUGAGUCAAAAUCAAUCUUUGUAACAAACCGUUUGAGCUGCAGCUGUUCCUAAAAUAAAAGCACUUUAUUCCCAUAAAUAC